Messenger RNA from Nothobranchius furzeri (turquoise killifish), 2355 nucleotides. It is a transcript of the gene dnai1.2, whose product is annotated as dynein, axonemal, intermediate chain 1, paralog 2. The record is from RefSeq and is a predicted model, not a curated record. Gene Ontology annotation, cellular component: outer dynein arm. Gene Ontology annotation, biological process: cilium movement; outer dynein arm assembly. Lineage: Eukaryota; Metazoa; Chordata; Actinopteri; Cyprinodontiformes; Nothobranchiidae. Gene Ontology annotation, molecular function: dynein light chain binding; dynein heavy chain binding.
UUGGCAACCAGUAACAUCGACAUUUGCGACCUGUCCACAGCAGAAGAAGAAAAGGGUGUCGUGUCUGCUUUACAGUUUAUAUUAUAGAAGUAUUUUUAACUGUUGAGAAAAAUAACUCAAGUGCUUUUAAAACCAGUCUAUUUCCAUCAUGUCCGAGCGGAACAAAAAUGCCACAGUGCAGCCCAGAAAAGUCUCUAAUGCUCAGAAAUUACCUGGUGCAGAAUCAACUAAAGCUCAAACAAAGAAAAAGGAAGAGAAAAAGGCCAUGGACAAGGGUGAUGGGUUGGAUCGAGGGAAAAAAAGCAAGCCUUCAGAUCAACUGAAGCUCACAGAAGCUGAGCUGAAAGAGAAUAUAACAAAGGUCUUGAACACACACAACCCCCACGCGCCACAAAAUAUAGUCCGAUUUAACUAUAAGGAAGGAGUCUAUCAACGAGUCAGCGUGGAUCACACAGCUAUUCUUUUUGAGAUGGAGAGCAACAUCGUUUAUCAAGACUCUGAAGAGGGUCGAAGGCUGAUGUUGAAGCAGGGUCUUAUUAAAGAAAAUGAAGAGACAGACACAGCAGCAGAAUCUGAUGAGGAUCGCAUGAAAACCCCGGCUACUCCUGUAGAGGAUGGAGGGGAGGUAGAAGAAGCUGAAGAAGAGGACAGACCAGACAGUGUUGCAUCCAAAGCUGACAAGAAAGGUGUAAAGCUUGGAAAUUUUUUCCACUUCACCGAUAGGGCCACCCAGACACUUAAUAAUCCUCCAAGGCAAAUAAACUGCCAGACCGCACCUCCUCCUCGCAGCGUUUUCUCUGCCACUGCCAACCAGUGGCAGAUCUAUGAUGCUUACUGUGAGGAGCUGCAGAAGCAAGAGAAGCAGAAAGCAACGCUAUUGAAGAAAGAAACUGACAAAAGCAAGAAGGGGGUACUAGUGACAGAAACCCAGAGUACUGACCUCACUGAAGUGGCGAAAGAAACCAAGAUAUUAGAGCGAAUGGUCCACCAGAAUACAUUUGAUGAAAUAGCACAAGAUUUUAAAUACUUCGAGGACCCCUCUGAUAAGUUCAGGGGCCAGGAGGGCACCCUUCUGCCUCUGUGGACGUUUCAGCAUGAAGAAACCAGAGGAUUGUCUGUCACUGCCCUCUGCUGGAAUAGCAAAUAUCAGGACCUGUUUGCUGUUGGAAUGGGCUCAUAUGACUUUUGUAAACAGGGAAGAGGGAUGAUUGUCUUCUACUCACUGAAGAACUCAUCUUUCCCGGAAUAUGUCUUCCCCACAACGUCAGGCGUCCAGUGCCUCGACAUCCACCCUCAACAUUUUUAUUUGACAGUUGUAGGCUUUUAUGAUGGCUGUGUGGCUGUUUACAAUCUGAAGAAGAAGAGCCUGGAACCUGUUUGCAAGGGAACUCCAAAGACUAGCCUGCUCACAAAUCCUGUAUGGCAGGUGCGCUGGCAGAAUGAUGACAUAGACAAUAACCACAACUUCUUUUCUGUGUCUGCGGAUUCUCGAGUUGUGUCCUGGACACUGAUCAAGCAUGAGCUGAUCUCUACAGAAACAAUCAGACUGUCAGUAAACGGAGGUCUUUCUAACGUACCAGAUGACGAACAACUGGUCAACAUUUCUGGUGGGACAUCACUUGACUUCCAUAAACAGACUGACCAUCUGUUUCUAGUUGGCACAGAACAAGGAAAAAUACACAAGUGCUCCAUUCAUUACUCUAGUAAAUUCUUGAAGACCUACAAUGCCCACAACUCAGCAGUCUACACUGUGAAGUGGAACCACUUCCAUCCAAGGGUCUUCAUCUCUUGCAGCGCUGACUGGACGGUUAAGAUCUGGGAUGAUACCAUCAAGGUUCCGGUGUUCACCUUUGACCUGAUGUCAGCCAUUGGAGAUGUUGCCUGGGCUCCAUAUUCCUCCACUAUUUUUGCUGCGGUGACAAUAGAUGGAAUAGUUCGCGUCUUUGAUCUGAGCAUCAACAAAUAUGAGGCCAUCUGCCAGCAGCUGGUCGUGGCCAAAAAGAAGACCAAGCUGACUCACAUCGAGUUUAAUCCAGUCCACCCUGUUAUCAUCGUGGGUGAUGACCAAGGACUCGUCAGCAGCUUCAAACUCUCUCCUAACCUCCGCAAGACGCCCAAGGUCCAGCGGGGUCAGGAACUGACUUUGGAUCCAGAAGCAGAAGUGACCAAGAUGGAGCACAUUCUGAGUUGGCUGAGUGACAUCGAAUAGAUGAGGGAUCAAAGCAGCCAGACUAUUUUUUCACAUUUGUUUAAAAAUUAAAGGUGCAUUAUGUGAGGAUGAUGUAAGACUGCCAUCCAGUGAUCAAAUCUGGGUACUGCAGUCCAUUUUUUAAAACAAAAACUGAUUCACUGGGG